Polistes canadensis is the source of this 689-nucleotide messenger RNA. RefSeq names its product 60S ribosomal protein L18a (gene RpL18A). NCBI's taxonomy places the organism in Eukaryota, Metazoa, Arthropoda, Insecta, Hymenoptera, Vespidae. The transcript has 3 exons. Gene Ontology annotation, molecular function: structural constituent of ribosome. Bases 88 to 621 code for a protein of 177 amino acids. The record is from RefSeq and is a predicted model, not a curated record. Gene Ontology annotation, biological process: translation. Gene Ontology annotation, cellular component: ribosome; cytosolic large ribosomal subunit.
AAGUAAAUCAAAUAUUUUGAUUUCCGGUUGCCAUACUUAUGACGAUCUCUCUUUCCGACUAACACUCGUUGUUAAAGUUAUACCAGAAUGAAGGCAAAAGGAGAACUGAAAGAAUAUGAGGUCAUUGGGCGUAAACUCCCAACAGAAAAGGAGAAAACACCUCCUUUAUAUAAAAUGAGAAUAUUUGCACCAGAUGCAAUAGUUGCCAAAUCAAGAUUUUGGUAUUUCCUGCGUCAGUUGAAAAAGUUUAAGAAAUCAACUGGAGAGAUCGUAUCACUUAAACAGAUUCCAGAAAAGACUCCAAUAAAAAUAAAGAACUUUGGAAUUUGGUUGCGAUACGAUUCUCGAUCUGGAACACACAAUAUGUACAGAGAAUACAGAGAUUUAUCUGUUAGCGGAGCUGUAACUCAAUGUUACAGAGAUAUGGGAGCACGUCAUCGUGCACGAGCUCAUUCAAUUCAAAUAAUUAAAGUUGAAGUGGUAAAGGCUGCAAAUUGUCGAAGACCACAAGUUAAACAAUUCCAUGAUUCAAAAAUUAAAUUCCCAUUACCUAAAAGAAUACAUCAUAAAAAUCGUAUGCCUCUCUUUAGUGUUCGUAAACCACGCACUUAUUUCCUUUAAGUGUAUUUACUUACAGCAUUUUGUAUAUUGUCACUCUGAAUACAAAAUUCUAAACAUUUUAAACUGAA